Messenger RNA from Entelurus aequoreus (snake pipefish), 2549 nucleotides. Its product is annotated as voltage-dependent calcium channel gamma-3 subunit-like. Gene Ontology annotation, molecular function: voltage-gated calcium channel activity; channel regulator activity. Gene Ontology annotation, biological process: neurotransmitter receptor transport, postsynaptic endosome to lysosome; postsynaptic neurotransmitter receptor diffusion trapping; regulation of AMPA receptor activity. The record is from RefSeq and is a predicted model, not a curated record. NCBI's taxonomy places the organism in Eukaryota, Metazoa, Chordata, Actinopteri, Syngnathiformes, Syngnathidae. The coding region runs from base 573 to 1541 and encodes 322 amino acids. The transcript is spliced from 4 exons. Gene Ontology annotation, cellular component: postsynaptic density membrane; AMPA glutamate receptor complex.
UAAAACUUUGGGUUUUCGACUCAAUAGAAAAAUGUGAUUAUGGUAAAAUAAGUCACAUUACAAGCCAGUACAGGGGUGUCCAAAAAGCGGGCCAGGGUCCAUUUUCGGCCCGCAGCGCAGCUAGUUUAUUGGACCUCAACAUUUUCUGAAAAUGUAAUUCCUUCAUUAGGAAUGAGGUAAAUAUUAGAUUCAACACUUAAAAGGAGUUUAGCAUGUACUGAAUUAGUUUGUGGCAUUUUCAUUUGGACAUCCCUGCAGAAGAGUAGACACACACAUGAGGGGGCGGAGCCUGCUGCAGUGAGUGUCCAUCACAACAGAUCACAUGGAGUUUGACACUUACCUUUGUGUGCCUGUCAGUAGUAGUGAGUCCAUGUUUGGGCCUGAGAGAGGAGGAGCAGCAUGUUUGUGUGCAGAGGAUGCUGGAGUGGGGAGUGUGCUGGGUCCUGAGGUCCACACAGCCAGUGGGGGGGAGUGUUCUGGGUCCUGAGGUCCACAGAGCCAGGUGGAGUGUGCUGGGUCCACAGAGCCAGUGGGAGUGUGCUGGGUCCUGAGGUCCACAGUGGUGAAGGAGGAUGAGGCUGUGUAACCGAGGGAUGAUGAUGCUGAUGACCACGGCGGGGGCUUUCUGCGCCUUCAGCCUCAUGACCAUCGCCGUGGGCACGGACUACUGGCUGUACUCGCGAGGCAUGUGUCGCUCCAAGAACCUGGGGGACAACGAGACGGUCAGGAAGAACGAGGAGGUGCUGACCCACUCCGGGUUGUGGAGGACCUGCUGCACGGAAGUUUUCUUCCCUGCAGGAACAUUCCGAGGCGUUUGCAAGGACAUUGAUCAUUUUGCAGAGGAUGCAGAUUACGAGCAGGACGCUGCAGAAUAUUUGCUACGCGCCGUGCGAGCAUCCAGCCUCUUCCCCAUCCUCAGCGUGGGCCUGCUGUUCCUGGGGGGCGUGUGCGUGGCGGCCAGCGAGUUCUACAAGUCGCGCCACAACGUCAUCCUCACGGCGGGCAUCCUCUUCGUCUCAGCAGGUCUCAGCAACAUCAUCGGCAUCAUCGUGUACAUAUCGGCCAACUCGGGCGACCCCAGCCAGAGCGACAACAAGAAGAGCUACUCCUACGGCUGGUCCUUCUACUUCGGGGCGCUUUCCUUCGUGCUGGCGGAGAUGGUCGGCGUGCUGGCGGUGCACGUGUUCAUCGAGAAGCACCGGCAGCUGCGCACCAAAGGCCGGCCCUCCCUCAUCAAGCCGGCGCUUCCCCGCAGCAAGCGCUACUACCACAACCGGCCCCGCGGGUACAGCAACCGGAGCAACCACAGCAUGGCCGAGUCCGCCUCCAACUCCCUCCGGGGGUCCCUGGUGCGGGAGAACUCGCUCUCCAAGGUGGUGGCCCCGCCCAGUUUGCCCACGCCGUUGACGGUGAGCUCGGACUUUGUGUUGUACGCGCUGGCCUCGCCUCUGAAGGACGGUAAGGUUGACAUGUUGGACGGUUUAGCCGCUGACGACACCGACAUGCUGCCCGGGAACUGCAGAAGAACCACUCCGGUCUGAGAACUGAAAGAAGUCCAAAGACUCCACGGUGACCUCAAUACAACUUGUAGACCAAAAGAUAAAAACAUUUUGACAUCCAGUAGAGUUUUUUUCCAAAAUGAGAGAUAUGGUGAGAAGUAGGGAUGAUGUUUGAUAAGAAAUGAUCCAGUUCGAGCCCAUUAUCGAAUCCUCUUAUCGAACCGAUUCCUUAUCGAUUCUCUUAUCGAACCCAGAUAGGUGGUUGUAUAUGGAAAAAAAACAAUAUUUGGUUUAACAAAAGCUCACUUUUAUUUUAUAAGAAAAAACUAAAAUAAAAUAAAUAAAUAUUGACUGUUACCCCCCUAAAAAAAUAAAAUAAUUAAAUAUUGACUGUUGUUACCCAAAGUAUAUUAAAGUGGGAUUUUUCAGAAAAACAAAUAUAUACAGUAACACAAAAACAACCUGUAUCUGUGAUCACUAAAGGUGUAUAAAUAAUAAUAUAGUGUUAAAUAAAAUCAGUCCCUUGGGCACAAAACUAAAAAAUAAUACAACUCUCCAAAAAGUGCACUUCUGCUGCUAUUGGAACAUACUAACUACACACACAGGCAGACAGCUAACAAACAAUCCAAGACGUCUAAUAAAGUUCCAAUACAGAUUAAUCCAUUUAGGCUCUUUAUUGUUGUUGAUCUUGCUUUAUCUUUUCCUAUCUUUACUUUUGUCUUGCACUGGACUGUUAUUUAUUUAUUUUUUCAACUGAAAUACACACAAUGACAAAUGUAUAAGCUAUGUGAUUCAAUUAACAUACGGAAAUGUAACACACAAUAUGUAAAUAUUAGCGUCACACAAAUAUACAGUACUAUCAUCAAACAAAUACUUCUGAGUGUUGAAACUAUUUUGAUGGUGGAAAUACACGACUGGCAGCCAUUUUAAGUCCUCAAAACAUCCAUUGAAACAGUGCACAAAAAUCGUUUUUUAAUAAACAUCUUAGUAUCAAACUUAAACACUUUCCACUUUAAUAUUGAGUUACAUAAACAAGUUAAACAGUUUACU